Messenger RNA from Juglans microcarpa x Juglans regia, 477 nucleotides. RefSeq lists its product as uncharacterized. Lineage: Eukaryota; Viridiplantae; Streptophyta; Magnoliopsida; Fagales; Juglandaceae. The record is from RefSeq and is a predicted model, not a curated record. Gene Ontology annotation, molecular function: zinc ion binding. The transcript has 2 exons. The coding region runs from base 34 to 477 and encodes 147 amino acids.
CUUUUUCCUUGACUUAGCUUACCAAUUUUAAAUAUGCAUGGUUUGACUAAUACAAGGGAUCCAUGGCUUGGUUUUUCAGAAUCACACAUGGCAUCAUCUCAAUCAUCAGAUUUAGUUAAUGAUGAUGUCAUAGAAUCACCAACUUGUUGGUGUGGUUUGAAAACACCAAUAAAGACGUCCUACACUAAGAAAAAUCCUGGAAGGAGAUUCUUUGCCUGCCCAAAAUAUAAUACGGGAGAUGCAAUGUGUGAAUUCUUUGUAUGGGCGGAUAUAUUUAAGUUGAUAGAGGAGAACAUUUUAUCAAGAGAGAAUAAGGCUCGGAAGACGUUGGAUGAUGUAUUAAAGCGCGAGUAUGCCGUUCGUAAAAGGGAAGAUAAAGUGAGAGAGAUGGCGAAGAAGUUGAAAAAGGAAAAGCGAAAGUUAUUGUGUUUGUAUUGGAUUUUCGCCUUUGUAAUAUUGUUAGCUUGGUUCGGAUAA